Molecule: messenger RNA, 1669 nt
Organism: Phodopus roborovskii (desert hamster)
Lineage: Eukaryota; Metazoa; Chordata; Mammalia; Rodentia; Cricetidae
Product: ultra-long-chain fatty acid omega-hydroxylase
Exons: 12
Coding region: 5-1603 (532 amino acids)
Biological process (GO): ceramide biosynthetic process
Cellular component (GO): endoplasmic reticulum membrane
Molecular function (GO): heme binding; monooxygenase activity; iron ion binding
Source: RefSeq, a predicted model, not a curated record
UAGGAUGCUGCCCAUCACCGACUAUCUGUUGCAUCUGCUGGGGCUGGAGAAGACAGCAUUUCGAGUGUAUGCUGUGUCAGCUCUGUUGCUAUCCCUCCUUUUCUUCCUCUUCCGCCUGCUACUGCAGGUAUUCAAAUUGUGCUGGGACUUCCGCACCACUUGUCGCAGACUGAGCUGCUUCCCAGAGCCUCCUGGCCGUCACUGGCUGCUGGGCCACGUGAGCAUGUAUCUUCCUAAUGAGAAGGGCCUUCAAAAUGAGAAGAAAGUGCUGGACACCAUGCACCACACCAUCCUGGCAUGGGUUGGACCUUUCCUGCCUCUCUUGGUGCUUGUACAUCCUGAUUACAUCAAGCCUGUGUUGGGUGCCUCAGCUGCCAUUGCACCCAAGGAUGAGUUUUUCUACAGCUUCCUGAAGCCUUGGUUAGGGGAUGGACUUUUGCUCAGCAAAGGGAACAAGUGGAGUCGGCACCGCCGUCUGCUCACACCCGCCUUCCACUUUGACAUCCUGAAGCCCUACAUGAAGAUCUUCAACCAGUGCACGGACAUUAUGCAUGCUAAAUGGCGGCGGCAUCUGGCAGAGGGCUCAGUGGCCUCCUUUGACAUGUUCGAGCACAUCAGUCUCCUGACCCUGGACAGCCUUCAGAAAUGUGUGUUCAGUUACAACAGUGACUGCCAGGAGAAAAUGAGCGAUUACAUCUCAUCUAUCAUCGAACUGAGCUCUCUGGUGGUGCGACGCCAGUACCGCCUUCAUCACUACCUGGAUUUCAUCUACUACCUCACUGCCGAUGGACGGCGCUUCCGCCAGGCCUGCGACACCGUGCACAAGUUCACCACUGAAGUCAUCCAGGAGCGGCGGCGGGCACUGCGCCAGCAGGGUGCUGAGGCAUGGCUAAAGGCUAAGCAAGGCAAAACCUUGGACUUCAUAGAUGUGCUGCUGCUGGCCAAGGAUGAAGAGGGAAAGGAAUUGUCUGAUGAGGAUAUCCGAGCUGAGGCAGAUACAUUCAUGUUUGAAGGUCACGACACAACAUCUAGUGGGCUGUCGUGGGCGCUGUUCAACCUGGCGAAGUACCCAGAGUACCAGGAGAAGUGUCGGGAAGAGAUCCAAGAAGUCAUGAAAGGCCGGGAGCUGGAAGAGCUGGACUGGGACGACCUGACUCAGCUGCCCUUCACCACCAUGUGUAUCAAGGAGAGUCUCCGACAGUUCCCACCGGUAACACUCAUCUCUCGACGGUGCACUGAGGACAUCAAGCUGCCAGAUGGGCGCAUCAUCCCCAAAGGUAUUGUCUGCUUGCUCAGCAUCUAUGGGACACACUACAAUCCUUUAGUGUGGCCUGACUCUAAGGUGUACAAUCCUUACCGCUUUGACCCGGAUACCCCACAGCAGCGCUCCCCGCUGGCCUAUGUCCCUUUCUCAGCAGGUCCCAGGAACUGCAUUGGACAGAGCUUCGCCAUGGCAGAGAUGCGAGUGGUCGUGGCGCUGACACUGCUGCGUUUCCGCCUGAGCGUGGACCGAACGCGCAAGGUGCGGAGGAAGCCAGAGCUCAUUCUGCGUACGGAGAACGGCAUUUGGCUCAACGUGGAGCCUCUGUCCCCACGGGCCUGAACGCUCCUUGGGCCUCGCGCAACCCCCGGGGUUCAGGCUCCGCCCUCUCAGGCCUAGACCACGCCU